Messenger RNA from Tauraco erythrolophus (red-crested turaco), 1092 nucleotides. It is a transcript of the gene HRH2, whose product is annotated as histamine receptor H2. Gene Ontology annotation, biological process: G protein-coupled receptor signaling pathway, coupled to cyclic nucleotide second messenger; chemical synaptic transmission; positive regulation of vasoconstriction. Gene Ontology annotation, cellular component: plasma membrane; dendrite. Gene Ontology annotation, molecular function: G protein-coupled serotonin receptor activity; neurotransmitter receptor activity; histamine receptor activity. Lineage: Eukaryota; Metazoa; Chordata; Aves; Musophagiformes; Musophagidae. The record is from RefSeq and is a predicted model, not a curated record.
AUGGAUCCGUGUUACAACCAUACAAGCUCACAAAAAAGGAUGGACCUCCCCCUGCAGCUGCUGGUCGGGUCCUGCCUCACCAUCCUCAUCGUCAUCACUCUCUGCGGUAACAUCAUCGUCUGCCUGGCCGUCACCCUUGACCGCCGGCUCCGCAGCUUGACAAACUGUAUCAUUGUCUCCUUGGCCAUCACUGACCUGUUGCUAGGUCUCCUGGUGCUGCCGUUCUCCGCUUUCUAUGAACUCACCGAAGAGUGGCCCUUUGGCAGCACUUUGUGCAACAUCUACACCAGCCUGGACGUCAUGCUGUGCACGGCUUCCAUCCUCAACCUCCUCAUGAUCAGCCUGGAUCGCUACUUUGCCGUCACCAAGCCGCUCCGCUACAGCCAGCUGGUCACUCCGUCCCGGGUGGCUGUGGGUUUGGUUGUUAUUUGGACUGUUUCACUGAUGGUCUCCUUCCUACCCAUCCACUUGGGCUGGAACACCAACGGGACAGCAGUCCAAAACACAGUCCCCAACUGCAACAACGAGUGCACGCUAGAGGUGAACCCUGUGUACGGGCUAGUGGAUGCCCUGCUCACCUUCUACAUCCCUUUGGUCAUCAUGUGCAUCACCUACUACCGGAUAUUAAAGAUAGCGAGGGAGCAAGCCAAGAGGAUAAACCACACAUGGUGCUGCAGCAGUGACACCCCCAUGCCGCCCAUGGUGAAAGAGCACAAAGCCACUGUGACACUGGCAGUGGUGUUGGGAGCUUUCGUUAUGUGCUGGUUCCCCUAUUUCACAGUGUUCACGUACCGGGGGAUGUGGGGGGACAGUAGGGUGAAAGGCACACUCAUGUCUGUUGUCCUCUGGCUGGGCUAUGCCAACUCAGCCCUGAACCCCAUCCUCUAUGGGACCCUCAACAGGGAUUUCCGAGUGGCAUACCAGCACUUGCUGCGCUGCUGGAGAACUGGGGGCUCCAGGAGCUCCCACUUGCCUCCUCUCCAGAAGGCCCAGUCCAAGGGCAGGAGGUGCAGACAGGAGGGUAAACCCCUGAAACUGGAGAUGAGGAACGGGAAGGGGAUCUUGCUAACGGAUGGAGCCCUCAAGAGGUAA